Onychostoma macrolepis is the source of this 4581-nucleotide messenger RNA. It is a transcript of the gene stox1, whose product is annotated as storkhead box 1. The transcript is spliced from 5 exons. Gene Ontology annotation, cellular component: nucleus; cytoplasm. The coding region runs from base 1700 to 4273 and encodes 857 amino acids. NCBI's taxonomy places the organism in Eukaryota, Metazoa, Chordata, Actinopteri, Cypriniformes, Cyprinidae. The record is from RefSeq and is a predicted model, not a curated record. Gene Ontology annotation, molecular function: RNA polymerase II transcription regulatory region sequence-specific DNA binding; DNA-binding transcription activator activity, RNA polymerase II-specific. Gene Ontology annotation, biological process: positive regulation of transcription by RNA polymerase II.
GGAGAACUACGUGCUUCUCGUCCAGGGCAAUGCCAAUAACUUGGAGGUGUUGAGGGAAGCGUGGAUGCGCAGGGCGCUGAGGUCGCCCAAAGGAUACACUAUCAAAGCAGUGGUACCAUGAAAGUGGCCUGCUAUGACCUGUGUGAUGAGCGGCAAGAGCUGUAGGGUAAUGUAAUAAAGACAAAAUGGGUAUCUGAGUAGCCAUGCACAAAACAUUCACAUGUGAUUUUCAAAUCUUGUUUACUCUAAUUAAUUUAUGCUUAAAUGUCAACCACUGGUUAUUUUUUUAUAUUCAUUUCUAACUUAAAUUAAGAGACUUGUCCCACUCUCUUUCUAUGUCUUCCUUGCCGCUGUUUACAGUGUGACAUGGCUGCCAUGGUAUCUGGUGAAGUAUUCCUGUGACAAAAGUCUUAAUGUUGUCAGAACAGCUUCAUGAUACAAUGAGCCCAGAGUGUUUCCCUGGAGAGAGGAAUUAAGGGUACAUGUGUCCUUAGUAACAACCACAUGCCCACGUCAGCUCAAUUGAUUCUGGAACUCUCAAUUGUUGUGCAAAACGUUUCCCGCUUUCUCUCUGAAAAGAAUAUUUGAACUCCUAAAAAGACGUUUAUAGUAACGUCUUCUAGCUCUGUUUCUGCAGUUAAAGCAUCUAAAUAAUUCUAUACAUCCCAAGGACAACCUAAAGAUGUUCUGUUCUCACAUUUACAACACUUCCCUGAAAAUUAAAGAAGACAAGGAUUGAUUUAUCAAGUGCAUGCAUCAGUCUUUCCUCUUUUUACACCUCUCAAACUACAUGUGGUCAGAGACCUUAGACAGGAUGUUUCCUGUUUGAAACCCUAGACAGGAUGUUUUUCCCAUGGAAAACAGUGUCAAAAGUGGAAGGUGAUGUUUCAGCUUACUAUUAUCUCUGGGCUCCCCUACAACAAAGGAGAAUGGAAUAGUUGCUAAGCACGCAGAACGUCAGACAUUUAAUGGGAACUAGCAGAUGAAUGAAGCUAAAAGUGCAGGUCAGGAAUAGGAGUGGCUACUUGUACAACUGACUAUGCCUCUUUCAUUUACUUUUGCAUAUAUAAAACUAGUAAUACAGUAACAAGUAUAUUUUCAUACCAUUUCUUCCAGGUUUGAGUGAGUUUGGCCCUUUAGUUACUGAUGAACUUUAUUGUGGGAGUAAGUUUUACCUGGGAUUUGGUUAAUUAAUCAACAACAGAAUGGAAAGUCAGUGCUGGCAGGUGUCCAACAUUUAAUGUAGUCAUCCCUAGUUAAUAAUCUAUACUUUGGCUCUAUCUAUGGUCACAGAUAACUGAAGAAUCUACUUACUUCUGAUCAGUGGUUAAAACAGAAAAGUUUGAAAAUGCAUUAGAUGUGGACAAUGAAAUAAACAGCUUUGACAUGAAUACUUGAUCACUUAUAUGUUGUUUGUUCCACAAUAUUUCCACAAACAGCAAGUAUUAAUGUCUAUUCAGUACUUGCCUACCUGUGGAAAUACUGUGAAACAAGCAACCUAUGCUUUAGGACACAAACAAUAGAGCUCUUCAUUAACGUAGACACUUUAUUUGAAUGUAAAUGUUUAGAAAUUCUUUGUGUGGUAUUAUCUCUCUCAGAACUACAAAGCAGUUCAGAGAUUAAAAAAAAAAAGCUACUACAUUUCCAGGCUUUAGAAGAAUCAAGUAAAAUUCUUUGAGGCGAUCUGUCCCCUGUGCAGAUGUCACCAAUUUCCCAGUCUCAGUUUAUUCCACUGUCUGAAAUACUGUGCUCUGUCAUAUCGGAUAUGAAUGCCGCCAAUGUGGUUGUUAAUCAGGAAGCAUUGAUUAAUCACAUGAUGAAAGCGCACCCAGGAAUGACCAUUCCCACUCAAGACAUCCUGUACAGUGCUCUGGGAACUCUUAUUAAGGAGAGGAAGAUCUAUCACACUGGCGAGGGCUACUUUGUAGUCACCCCUCAAACAUACUUCAUUACCAACAACAUGGUGAAAGAGAGGAAUUGGUGGAGUGCUGGCGACAAUGACCUGCCAUCACCUCCUCCCAUCACGUACCUGGUGAGCAACGAGAGCUGCAUGGACACCUCUAAUGAGGUUCCUGUCAUGGCCCACUGUAAGUCCUGUAGCUGCUUCACCUCUCCGUCCAUUGUACCUCCAUCUGUCCAAGAUCACCAAUCUAUCAGCAUCAGUGAGUGCACUGGAAAAAGCCUCAAGUGGCCCAAAGAACACAAACCUUCCAUUCAGCACCAGUCCACAUCUACUGCAGACUACCAGGCCAGUGAGAUUAGUAAAUCCACCAACACAAGCCGCAAGGACAAGGAGAAAGCUGGCCGCAAAUUUGGCCUUAAUCUCUUCCGACGAAACACAGGGAAGAAGGAGAACAAGGCGAAGAAAGAAUAUGCCACGUUCUCUGGACAAUUCCCACCGGAGGAAUGGCCUGUCAGGGAUGAGGAUGACUUAAACAACCUCCCCAGAGACCUAGAACAUGCCAUCAUCAAACGGAUCAACCCAGAUCUGACAGUGGACAAUCUAGUAAAACACACAGUUCUUAUGAAGAAGCUUGAGGAGAAAGCUGAGAGAGUAAUGGAGAAAGCUGUGGACAAGGGCAUUUCCACUGAAGCUCUUCUGUCUAAGCAGAGGCAUUAUACCUCUAAGCCUGUGGGGAAGAAAUCAGCCCCAAGAGCUACUCGCAGCAAGAGAAGAGGCCCUACAUCCAAAGAAAAACAAAGAGCAAAGAGUAAAACCUUGCAAUGUGCUGAAGAUUUAGAGGCAGAUGAUCAAAUUCUUCCACACCUCAGAGCAGAGUUUGCUUUGGAUGAACCUGACAAUCAGGAAGAAAGUACCAUUCUGAAUCCAAAAUGUGUCUACAAGAAACGGAUAGACAACCCUUUUCUGGCAUUGCCAGGAAGAGAUGUGGAAACAAACAUCAGCCAUAAAGAACAAAGGAGGAGAGAAGCCAAGAUUCCAACCUCCGGACGCCGGGAAAGACCAGGUCACAGGUCAAAGUCCUGGGAUCCUCACCGGGCCAAAGCAAUCACUGACAGCGUGGAGAAAUCUCACACACUGAAGGACGCAGCCUGUGAACAGCUCCAUGAAUGUGCACCGACUGUAGACUCCACCCUGGAUGUUCAACCAGUUCAAGAGCUUUGUGGAGAUUACAGCUUGGCGUACCCUGAGAGCAGCACUUUGAGGAUAGAGGACAAAAUUAGGCUGAGAGAGAAUAAAGUCCGAAGCAGGGAGUUCAGAAAUGGCAGAGUAAGAGAAAUUAAAUGUCAGGGUGGAGACAUGAGAAAUGUUCCUGACCAAAAGAACAAUGUAGAUCAUGCUACACAUUGUGAUGUAACAGAAGUACCCCUCUCGUGGCCUAAACCUACAAUUCAACGUAGACUUUCCCUACAUCUACUAAACAGUAAAGAAGAGUCUCAUCACCGUCCAGAUCUGCUGUCCUCACAUCAGCAAAUUGGCAAUAUUACUAGCCAUCAGCUGUCAGAUGGUCAAACAUUGGACAGAAACACAAGCCAGACUGAGAGUGAAGUUUAUACAGAUGAUGAAUAUCGCAUCUAUCAAAAGACAGUGGAGGAUGAGGAUGGAUGUAGCUCUGUCUGCCUGAAUGAGGAAUGCGUUCUUGACUUUGAGGUAUCACAGACCGGCACAGCUCGUUGCCGUGAGCCUGUCUGUGCAGAUGGUGGUUGGGAUGGACAUUUUGUUGAGGAACAUGCUCAUCAAAAACCCACCAGAACCACAUACAGGUCACAUGAGUACAGGUGGCAGUCUUCUGAUCACCAGAUCCUUCAGAAAGGUGCUAAUCCCAAACAAGAAAUCCAGGGUCUGAGGAAAAGACCACAAGAAUCCAGUUUGGCAGAUGAUGAACAUACUGAAGCCCUGGAAAGCAGCAUUUUUGACUACUGUCAGACAAGCGAAGUGGAGUCCGAUUCUGAGACCAUACAUAAAUCUGCAGAUGAAGCAGAAGCUGGCAAAUCUAACCACUGGAUCUGUCACCCAGAAUUAAAAGACUGCCAUCAGAGAACAAAUGAGACAUCUGAGGAUGCUGGCAACAUCAAUGCAAGCCUAAAUGACCCUACAGGGGCCUGUGCAGGAGAAACCACAGAGAAUCAGAGUUACACAGCUGAUAGUGGGAUUGACUCUCCAAGGACACACAUGAGUGUAACCUCCAGUAACUCAGCAAUACUUAAAGGACUGAAGCAUCGUGGCUUCCUGCAGAACCUUGAAAAGCUCCACUCCAACAGCAUUCACCCUCAGAGUUCACUCCUCAAACUUACACCUGUCGUGAAUGUUUAAGCAAAUUAAAACGUAGCUCAGAAUCUGGGUAUAGUUAUAUGAUGUAAAAAAUGUAUAUAAUCCAACAAAUGUAAAUAUACCACCCCACCCCCCAUGAACAACUAGGAACUGAAUGUAGGUAGUGCAUUUAUAUACUUAAUUCAUUACAGUUUUACAUUUGAACUGAUUAAGAAUGUUGAUGGUUUUUUCCUUUUUGUACAUGAAUCCUUUGUUGUUUAGAGAGAAAGUGAACAUUACGAGGAAUAAUCCACUAUGAUCUAUGUACAAAUGGUAGGUAAUUUGCAGAAAUAAAAUGUUGAUAAACGUUG